Cydia pomonella (codling moth) is the source of this 6223-nucleotide messenger RNA. RefSeq lists its product as uncharacterized. Gene Ontology annotation, cellular component: membrane. The transcript has 28 exons. Lineage: Eukaryota; Metazoa; Arthropoda; Insecta; Lepidoptera; Tortricidae. The coding region runs from base 540 to 6167 and encodes 1875 amino acids. The record is from RefSeq and is a predicted model, not a curated record.
UGCUAUACAUACUGUGUUAUAAUAAAAACCAGCAAAAUAAUAGCUUAAAAGUACAAGGAACUAUUUUUUAUUAAGAUAAUGGAGUUUCUAUUAAGGCGCCUACUCAAACGUUAAUAGCAACGUGUUUCGCUUCUGCUAUAAAAUGUAAUAUUAUAGGAGUUUGCCGACAGUGUGGUCCACAAGUUGUUGGAUUUGGCACGGAUACCGCCAAUACCGGCAUUCGCAUUCAUUUUAUUUCAUUUAAUUACUAUUGGCAUUGCUCAAACAAUACAAUACUCAUUGGCAUUUCUUUAGAUAUACGAAUAAGGUUUUAGACACCUUGUUUGAUGUCCGUACUUUCUUAAUUUAUUAUUUUAAUUUUGACAAUAUAUAAAAACUUUUUAUCGGGAGGACAUUACAAAAUCCUUCUUGGUAUUCAUGCGAAAAGUUACAAAAAGAAAAAUAAAUAUUCUGUCUUUCACGAAGCAAAAUUCUUAAAUUGUAGAAUAAUGAAGUCCCGUAACAAAUAUAAUAUCAAAUGAGCACAAAAAUCCGCCAAAAUGGCGUACCUCGCUCUCCUCUGGAAAGCGCGAACUAUAGAAAAAUACAGACUGAAAUAUGAAAAAGAAAAAAUGAAUUCGAUAAAUUCCAAGACAGAAUUACGGAGCACUUUAUAUCAGAAAUGGACGGUAUACCGUGAUGAUUCGCAGAAGAAAAUCGAACAAAUUUACAGAAGCUUGUGCCCUGAGGGUUCGAGACUUGCGAAUUCAUGCACUUUUCUGAAGGAAAAUUCAAGUUUUAUUUUAAAAAUUGUGAUUGGUAUCGUCGGGGGAAUAUUGACAUAUUCCCUUUAUACUGUCUUCGUUUGUCAACUGUCUGUAUGGACUGUUUUGGGUUGGGCCAUUGGUGUGGCAAUAACUUUGGGCGUCGUUUUUAGUUCCACAGUCAGAUGCCUGGUUUUUCUGUUAAUACCUGGACUCUUCUCACGUGUCGGCCGGUACACCUUGGCCUGCUACGCUUUGGUUCUCAUCCUCACUGGACCAGCCACCAACACUUUGAAGAACCUGGAUACCCUCUCCGCUUCCUUGGCUUGUGGGCAGGAACAUAUAAAGUCCAGUGUUAAAGAGAUCAAGGAAUCAAAGGAAAGCCCGUUGAAUCUGCUCCAAGAAACAAUGAGCGGAACCAUAGAGAGGGUCCAAUAUUUGGCGACGAAAAUGAAGAAUAUGAUGGUGAGAAUAUAUCGCCUGGCCAUGAGUAUAGCUCACGUCCUCCAAUCUUCUUUGUCCUGGCUAAAUUACAUCGAACUAAUCUGUAACGAAAAACUAGAAACACCAUACGAGCACUGCACCAAAAUCCUUGCCCAAGGAACGAAAGAUUGCUAUAAGGAAUUCCCGGAACUCUCUAACCAGUGGGAUUGGAAGCUGAUUGUUCGAGCUGUGUGUUUUAAUCUGAGGCCUGCGGAACCGCUAUGUGUGGUUGGAGAUUUUGCUAAGGGAAGCAUUGUUGCUACUGUCAAGAAAAAACUAAAUACAUACUCAACCCGCGUGCAAUCCCUGCUCUCCGUCGACAUCCACAUCCGCCGUUCCCACUCUUGCUGCAACGGCAGCCAGCCCGUCAGUCAAGCGGCUGCCGGCGUCAUCACCGACCUGCGCAACCGCGCUGACACCCUGCUGGCGUGGCUGUCGUGGACUUGCGCGCUUACUGGCUUGUUCCUGAUGCUCAUUAUACUUAGAGCAAAGUACUACCUGCACAUGUUCAGAACGCGAUCUCGAUUUGACAACCGCUACGUGACAAAGGAACUUCGAGAGCUGGACCUGAAGAGGCAGAGGCAAGGCAGGGAGACGGUCCUGCCUCUGAAUACUAGGGAGAGGGCUAAAUAUGUUGCGACCUCGUCGAUCCGCUUGCUCCCUUCAGAGAGGAUGUACCUGACCAGAUCCAUAGUGUUCAUGGUCAUCACGACCCUCAAGCUGAUGAUCCACAUGGUGGCCGACUACAGCCUUUAUUGGGUUUUGAUGAACGUGCGGUUCCAUGGCAGUGAACAGAACAACUUUCAAUCUACCAAUCGCACAGAGAGAAUCCUAGUGUCAGGCUCAGGUCCUCUGGCCGCGACGGUCCGCGCGCUGCUGGAGGCACUCAGUGUGCCCCUCAUACUGCCCGCGACAUCCACGGCGGGCUGCCUGCCCGACCCGCACCCGCCGGACUUACGGCGAUACGCGCAGAUUGGGACCCUCAUUCUUCUGCUGUGGAUACUAGCGCUGUUCGAGCCUUAUGGCUUGAGACUGCGACACGUGAUCUCAGGCCGCUACGAGCCAGAACGAGCUAAGGCACGAGCAGUCUGGCUUUACUAUCACAUUAUUAGGACAAGAAGCUGUUUCCUGAAAUAUGCUAGAAGAAAACUACACAGACAAUACAAAUAUAUGUCGGAGGAGAAACACACAUUUAAAAAUUUGUUAAAUCAUUGUAUACCAUGCCAGUGGCUACGGAAUUUGCUGAGGGUGGGACCAGCCGAGCUGCAUUGCUUGCUGUGUUGUACGAAACACCGUCAAGAAGAUCUCGAUCGACAUCUGAGAAGAUGUGAAACGCCCUCGUGCCCCGGGGUGUACUGCGCCCGAUGUUUCAUGGACAUCGGGCAGCUCUGCACGAUCUGUUACUCACCCGAAGACUACGGUGACUUAAGCGAUGUCAGCCUGGAAAAGUUUGCUUCUGAUGAUAAUAGAAGUGACGAUUCUGAUUAUAACGGUGAUGAUAAUAUACCUCUCAUGGGAACACAAGAUUAUGAAAUAAAUGAGGAUGAAAAAGGCACAUGGAGUAAUCAUAAUAAGAAGAAAAAUAGUAGCGUAUUUUUGUAUUCAAGAUGUAGAAGUGAUAAUCACGAAUCAACACCGCUCUUAGAUUGUGAUUUUUUGAACAAAGAUUACACUCAACGAGGGAUGAUUAAAAUGAAAUGUAAUAAUAAUUUUAGUCAAGUAGAUGGAGAUUUUUCAAUGAAGAGCGAAGCCAUAUUUCAACCUAAUCAGAUUGAUAUGAAAGAUGAAAUAAUGGCAGAUAAAAUUAUACAAAAUAAUAAAGAUCAGGCAAAAUUAUCGACUUUAGACCAAAGUAGAAAAGCUCCAAUGGUUUUUGGAGAUACAGAAGUUACAGUAAACGGGAUUACAUUUCCCAAACGAAAAUUAGGUGCAAUUAUAAAGAUUAUGAUGCUCCUAACUACAAAGGAUGAGAAUUGUAAUAAAUACAAACGUAACGUUACUACCAAACGUAAACCAUUCGAAUAUGUUGUCAUGGAAAUGUUCCAGCCCUUUGAGCUAUUUCACAGAAUAUCUGUAGCAAGGCGUAAUAAAUGCAGUUGCGAUCGGUAUAAUGGUAACACUAAAGAAAGGAAUGAAACCUCUGAAAAAGAGAUUAGAUUUCUGUUUGACAAUCCAGGCUUCGCAAGGAAAACGAAUAGUACUGAAGCUAUACGAAAUAAAGAUUUACAGACAGACUUCAACUUUGUAAAAUCAGAACCUAUUUUGAAAUAUGUACAAAGUGCCCAAAAAAGAAAAGAACAUACAUUGAUGAAACUGACAAAAAAUUUGUGGUCUGCAAGGCGUAAUGUAAAACGUUUCUUGGACAUCAAAAAAUCAAUAACUAACAGUGUUAUAGAAAGGUCAAAGUAUUUUAGAAUUAAUUGUGAUAAAAGGUUCAUUUGUAAGAAACGAAAACGCAGAAAUAAAAGUGAUAUAGGUUUAGGGCUUAUGUCAAUAGUCAGUAAAGUUUUUAGUAAUAAAUCGGAUGAUAAUGUCGUGGGUGACAAUGUAGAAGACAAGUCUGGCGGUUUCGUGGAAGGAAAUAUUGCACCAGUGAACAUUAAGGCGUCGCUUGAUGAAAGGGAACAAGCAUCACGCGAUGCGAUGGGUUUUGAAAAUAGUCUAAUAUCUGCAAAGCAAAAUGGAUGUAAAAAUUACUCGCACAAUGUAAGCAAUUCUAGAAAUGAUAAAACUUUUGAUAUACAGGCUGCAGAUACAAGCCAUGAUAAAUGUCCUUCCAAAGAAUUAAACGACGUCAAUGAUAUAGAAAUUCAAAACAACAGUGAACUGAAAAGUAGUGCAGUUCAAACAAGACGCCAAAAUACCAAAAAACUUGGAUUUUGGGGAAGCCUUCGUGUAAGAAGAAGAAGGACUCGUUCACCACAUUUAUUUUCUAUCAGUCUUAAAAAUGAACCAUCCUUUUAUAACUUUUUUGCGAAUCAUAAAAGGAGGAAAAAGCGUAGAUUUAAAAAAGAAGAGAACGCUAUAAAAGGAAACAAUGUUAACGAUAAUAACACUAGGAGCUACAGAGAAUCUCGCAGUAUUGACGAGGAGGAAUCGUAUAAGAGGAUGGCUAAAUAUAAUGGCAUUAUGGAUAUGGAAAAUACUGAUAUUUUGUUGGAUCCUGACCCCAAAAUGUCUAAAUGUCCGAAAAAAGAAGAACAAAAGGACCCACAACGUGAAGUAAAGUUUACAGAUAAUGAAGUACAGAUUCAGAGGGCUGAACUAAAAGCAAAACCAACGGAGGAAAUGCACCAAGGUAAAAGAAGAGAGUAUGGUGUUCGGUCAGCCAGAGAGGUUAUCAUUUUAUUUACAGAUGACGAUAAAAACGUCAACGGCAACACCGCAGGUAAAACGUUCAACUUUAGUAAAAGGAUGAGGACUAUAUCGCAAAUAGCUUGCAACAUCAAAAAAAAUAAACGCCGAUCUGUUGCGUUUUCUGACGGAAUAGUGUUAAAAAUUUCAGAUACAGAUUGCGAAGAACGAAAACAUUUCAUUCAAGUUGAAUCGAACGAUCAACUAGAAAAUGAGCCACCAUGUAGUCACCCAAAAAUUGUCCAAUAUGGAAGCUCAGACGAGGAGAUAAAUAGUGAGGAAGACGAACAAACUAUGCAACCCGGACCUAUUGAACAUAUAGAAAGUGUACAAUCUGUAGAAACGAGACACUGUAUUAAUAACAUAAUUGAACUCGUAGAUCCUUGUGUCCAUGAAUGGAAAGUAGAGCCUAAGAAACGAGACGGUUCACAAACCGUUGUAAGUGAUGAGGAAGACGAAAGUUUAGAAAACUCUUCCCAUAGUAUGGUAAAUAGAUGCUUCCAGGUUAAAAUGAAUCGGAAUGAAAAUAAUAAAAAGAAAGAAUCGAUUGGUACUAAUAUCAAUAAUUCGGAGAAUUCUCUGGAGAACUCUAAAAGCACUCAAAUAAAAAACACAUGCAAAUGUAAUGACCACUUAAGGCGUGUCAUAGAAAAUGAUGCUGUAGCAAAAUUGCAAGAACGCUGGUGUCAUUGCGAAGCCCCGUGCGACGGGUGCCAGGCGCCAGCGGACAGUACAGCAGUGAAACAUAUCGAGACGCAAGCAUCGGCAAGCGUGCCGACGUACCAUACUGCUGUGCAGAGUUAUGGGGCUGAAUACGCCCCGAAGUACCGUGUCCAAACCAAACCGUUCAAGGGCAAAGUUAUAAAAGAAGUCACAGAAAGAUUAAUUUGGCCAGACAGCGAUGACGUAACAUUAGAAUACAAAGAUGAGACUGCGAAACCAAAGAGGAACAGAAACGAGACUGAAAAGGCCAAUAGAUCGACGACAACCAUAGCGAAGACGGUCGCCGAUGUCAGCACUAUUACCUCAGAUUGGUGGAGCCCGCUGUUUGAGAGAAAACCGAUGCGAAGAAAAACGGAUAUGGUAAUCGAAAAUAACUGGCAUGAAAUGAAACAUAAAACUCCCGUGGCGAAAUGGGAUCCAUUGUUACAUCAUAACGAUUUAGGCGGCGUUCUUUCAGCGUCUAACUAUUUAUUACAGUCGGAGGAGUGCUACAACCAGGUUUAUUCCAUGGACCUACUGACCUCAUCCCACUCACGUCUUAAGAAAUACUCCGUAAGCGAAAAGCCAAGUUUCAAAAUGUAUCGUCACUUGAGAAAAGGCUCUAAGGCAAGGAGACUAAACGAGUGCUGCGCGUGGCGUAAAAAAGUGCAUAGCAGCUCUGUGAACAUUACGCCGAAAUGGCGACCAGUCGUCACAGAAGAACAAGCUCACGCCCUGAAGUAUUACAAAUGCAGGAACCCCGUGGAUAAAAACAAGAAUGACAAACCCAGAAAAGUGAAACAAGAAAAGGACAGUGAACAGUACUCGAAUUCGCAAACAAACUCGAAUAUGUGGACGCCCAGUAUUUUUUCUAGCAGCUAUUGAUUUAUUUAUGAAAUGUGGAAGUUUUGUGUCAUUGAUUAAAGUACCUAGUAAAAGAA